AUGCUAAAUGGAUUGGGUAUGCUUAUGAAAGUUAUAUAUCUGUAUUGCUAUAUGGAUGAUUUCAUCUUACCAUCAAAAAUCUUUGCCUUCCUUGAGUGAGCUGCCGUGCUUCAUUUUGUAUGGAAGAGUCGAGUUUAUAACUGGAUAAAUAAUAAUAUUGCUACUUUUUUUGGAAAAAAAAUUCUCCUUCUUCCCUCUCUCUCUCUCUGUGCAGGUCUCGAUGAAAUCCAGUGUACUGUCCCUGUGGAAGACAUCACCGUCUUUCUCAGUGAAUUAUCAGAGGCCAGUUUCAGGGACUGCAAAUUUAGUUUGUCACUCACAGACCUUAUAAUCAUAAUCUUCUCUGGCGUCGCCGUCUCCAUCGCUGCUAUCGUGUCAAGCUUCGUUUUGGCGCUGAUUGUGAACUGCUUCCAAAGAUGUGCACCCAGUAAGGAUGAUGAUGAAGAUGAAGAUGAUGAUGACUGA
Molecule: messenger RNA, 465 nt
Organism: Podarcis lilfordi (Lilford's wall lizard)
Lineage: Eukaryota; Metazoa; Chordata; Lepidosauria; Squamata; Lacertidae
Source: the annotation of a GenBank genome assembly